Messenger RNA from Pogoniulus pusillus (Red-fronted tinkerbird), 1622 nucleotides. Its product is annotated as E3 ubiquitin-protein ligase TRIM7-like. Gene Ontology annotation, cellular component: cytoplasm. Gene Ontology annotation, molecular function: zinc ion binding; ubiquitin protein ligase activity; protein binding. Bases 42 to 1442 code for a protein of 466 amino acids. Gene Ontology annotation, biological process: protein ubiquitination. Lineage: Eukaryota; Metazoa; Chordata; Aves; Piciformes; Lybiidae. The transcript is spliced from 7 exons. The record is from RefSeq and is a predicted model, not a curated record.
CCACCGCGAUCGUUGCCGGCCCGCCCCGGGCAGCCGCGGCCAUGGCGGCGCUGGGGGAGCGGCUGCAGGCCGAGGCGAGCUGUUCGGUGUGCCUGGAGCUGUUCUCGGAACCGGUGCUCACCGAGUGCGGCCACAGCUUCUGCCGCCACUGCCUGGCGACGCUGCUGGAGGCCUCGACGACCGGCGCUGCCGCCUGUCCCCUGUGCCGGACCCCCCUGGGCCCGAGCUCGCUGCGGCCCAACCGGGUGCUGAGCUCCGUGGCCGCGCUGGCGGCGGAGCUGGAGGCAGAGGCGGGGCGGUCCCGCUGCCGGGAGCACGGCGAGGCCCUGGGGCUGUUCUGCGAGAGCUGCCGCUGCCUGCUCUGCCCGCUCUGCUGGGACAGUCCUCGCCACCGCCAGCACCGAGCCCGGCCUGCGCAGGAGGCGGCCCAGCGGCUGCGGGAGGUGCUCCAGAGUGACCUGGUUCUUCUACAGAAAGAGAAAGAGGAUUUUAAGCCUGGAGGAGAAAAGCAAAGUGAUGCUCUGCUGAGCAAGGUAGCCGUGGAGCAGCAGAGGCUGAAGGACACUUUCGAGCAGCUGCAGCAGUUCCUGCAGGAGCAGAAGGGGGUUCUGCUGGCCCAGCUGGACCAGGCACAUGAGGAGCUUGCCAAGCAGCGCAGCCAAUACAUCUCCAGAGCUUCGGAGAGGAGGUCUCUGCUGGACAUGGUGAUUGCAGAAUUGGAGAAGAAACGUGACCAGCCUGCGGUCGAAUUCCUAAUGGAUGUUGGCAGAACCCUGAGCAGCUGCGAGGCAGCGAAGGUCCCAGUCCCGGAGCCAGUUUCGCCGGAGCUGCAGAGACACGUUGGGAACCUCUGUGAGAUGAGCCAGCUGGUCACGGCCACUGUGGCCAGCUUCAGAGUGAAAGUGCUGAGUGAGAUGGACAGAGAAAGGGCGAAGGUGGCGCUGGACCCAGAGACGGCGAGCCCAGACCUGCUCGUCUCGGAGGACUGCAGAAGCGUGAGGCUGGGAGACAGGCAGCAAAACCUCCCCAGUACCCCAAAGAGAUUCACGGGCAGCCCCAGCGUCCUGGGCUCCCAGGGGUUCACAUCUGGGAGGCAUUACUGGGAGGUGGAGGUAGGGAAGGGAGACAGCUGGGCCGUGGGGGUGGCUGUGGACUCUGUGCAGAGGAAGGAGUCACUCAGCACGGCCAUGGGGAAGAUCUGGGCCCUACGGCUGGACUGGGAUCGCCAGUACACGGCACUCCACAUGCCCCCCACCCCACUGGUGCUGAAAGAAGAGCCCCGGCGGAUCCGGGUCCACCUAGACUAUGAAGGGGGCCAAGUGACCUUCUACAAUGCAGAGAACAUGGUGCAGCUCCUUCAGUACAAGGCAUCCUUCACUGAGAGGGUCUUCCCAUACUUCUGGCUCUGGUCACAGGAAACCAUCAUCCAGCUAUGUGGGUGACAGCGGUGGACACCUCCCUGCCCUUUCCCUUGGCUUGCUGAGCAGACAAGAGGUGUGGGAACGCUGCAGCGUCUCAUGUUGCAGCCUCACUGCAGCAAUGCCUGGGCGGGAUCCCCUCUGCGCUUUGCUGCCUCUCCUCCUGCUGGGUCCUCUGGAGCAUUAAAGGUGUGCUGUCCUGCA